AUGGCAAGCACCUCCGUCGACGUGAAAGAACUCCCAGCGUCGUAUGUUUUCGUCGCUGAUGUUCCUGGAAUGAAGAACACGGACGUCAAGGUCCAGAUCGAGAACGAUAGCAUUCUCAAGAUCAGUGGAGAUCGCAAGCGCGACAAUGACAACUCUCACUACGACACCAAGUUCGUGCGGGUGGAACGAUCCGCAGGGAAGUUCAUGCGGAAGUUCAAUCUGCCCGCAAACGCAGCUCUCGACUCCGUCUCUGCCGCAUGCCAGGACGGCCUGCUCACUGUAGUAGUGCCAAAGAUCCCUCCUCCUGAACCAUACAAGCCCAAAACUUACGACAUAAACGUCGGAGCGAUGCACCUGACCAGUCCACCGUGA
Molecule: messenger RNA, 372 nt
Organism: Selaginella moellendorffii
Lineage: Eukaryota; Viridiplantae; Streptophyta; Lycopodiopsida; Selaginellales; Selaginellaceae
Product: 17.3 kDa class II heat shock protein
Exons: 2
Coding region: 1-372 (123 amino acids)
Biological process (GO): response to salt stress; response to heat; response to hydrogen peroxide
Source: RefSeq, a predicted model, not a curated record